ACUGAGUUAAAACUCUUGAAACAAAGUUAACAAACGCAGCAAACUCUUCCUUGUCUUUGUGUUGUGUUUUAGUUUUCCCUGUAUAGGUUUUCUUUUUCUUCCCCUUGAUAAUUCUACUAUUUUAUCAUUAGAUUUUCGAUGUAAUUAACAUUUUCCAUUUAUGGAAACGUUUGAUCUUUCUCAGAUCUAUGAAUUUCAUCUGUUUUUCAACGUUUUUUCAUCGUUGUAAUCAUUUUGAAGAUGAUCACUGAAGGGAAAAAGAAACUAAUUUUUUCCUUUACUUUCUCUCUCAACUACCACCUUUUUUUUCUCGAGAAAAUUCGAGUCUUUCACUCUUUUAUCUUUAGAUCAUGAUAAUCUCAAAGUACAGAAGAUGGAAAACAAUCCCAUUGGUUUUUGUAAUCAUUUUCUAAUCUCCCUGUGCUGAGCAGUUUUAGAUCUUUAGAUCUGGUCUCAAUUAUUGAAGAUUUUAGAUAACUUAGGAAGAUUCCCGCAGAAUUAGAUCUGGGUUUUAUUUAGCAAAGCCUUGUCAUCCUUUUUUUAAAUUUUCUCGGUAAAGUUGUUAUUUUUCCGCGAUAAAAGUUGUUUUUCUGGGAAAAAAAAGGGUUGGGGAGUUAGGGGUUGAAUGCUGAAAAAGAGAUGAAUUAUUUUCCAGACGAGGUUAUAGAACACGUGUUCGAUUUUAUAACAUCACAUAAGGACCGAAACGCGGUGUCGUUAGUGUGCAAAUCAUGGUACAAAAUCGAAAGAAUGAGCAGACAAAGAGUGUUCAUCGGAAACUGUUAUGCGAUCAGUCCGGAGGGAGUGAUUGCCAGGUUUCCGGAGCUCAAGUCCUUGACGUUGAAGGGUAAGCCGCAUUUUGCGGACUUCAACUUGGUCCCACAUGAUUGGGGCGGGAUUCUUUACCCUUGGAUCGAAGCUUUUGCCAAGAGUAGAGUCGGCUUGGAGGAGUUGAGGUUGAAGAGGAUGGUGGUUUCUGACGAGAGUCUCGAGUUGCUCUCGAAGUCGUUCGUGAAUUUCAAGGCCUUGGUUCUUGUUAGCUGUGAAGGCUUCUCCACUGAUGGGUUGGCUGCUGUAGCUGCCAAUUGUAGGUUUCUUAGGGAGCUGGACUUGCAAGAAAAUGAAGUAGAGGAUCAUAGAGGCCAUUGGAUUAGCCGCUUUCCUGAAAGUUGUACUUCUCUUGUCUCCCUGAACUUAGCAUGCCUCAAAGGAGAAAUAAAUUUGUCGGCUCUUGAGAGACUUGUAGCAAGGUCUCCUAAUCUCAAAAGUUUGAGGUUAAGCCGGGCUGUGCCUCUUGAUGUGCUCCAAAAGAUACUGAUGCGAGCUCCUCAACUAGUGGACUUGGGUACUGGGUCCUUUGUACACGAUCCAGCUUCUGAUGCCUACAACAAAUUAAAGGCUACCAUUCUGAAGUGCAAGUCAAUAAAGAGUUUGUCGGGUUUUUUGGAGGUUGCUCCUCGCUGCCUGUCAGCUAUUCACCCAGUUUGUCAUAAUCUAACCUCCUUGAAUCUGAGCUAUGCCCCCGGCAUUCAUGGAAAUGAGCUGAUAAAGCUUAUUCAGCACUGCAGGAAACUUGAGCGAUUAUGGAUACUGGAUUGUAUUGGAGAUAAAGGAUUGGGAAUUGUAGCUUCAACUUGUAAAGAGUUGCAAGAAUUGAGGGUUUUCCCAUCUGAUCCCUAUGGGGUAGGCAAUGCUGCUGUAACUGAGGAAGGUCUAGUUGCCAUAUCUGCCGGUUGCCCAAAGCUUCAUUCAUUGUUGUACUUCUGCCAGCAGAUGACUAAUGCUGCUCUUAUAACUGUGGCAAAGAAUUGUUCUAAUUUUACCCGCUUCAGAUUGUGCAUCCUUGACCCUAUAAGACCUGACCCUGUCACCAUGCAGCCCUUAGAUGAAGGUUUUGGGGCAAUUGUUCAAUCUUGCAAGCGCCUAAGGCGUUUAUCACUCUCUGGCCUGUUAACUGACCGGGUUUUCCUUUACAUUGGAAUGUAUGCUGAGCAGCUGGAAAUGCUUUCUAUUGCAUUUGCUGGGGACAGUGACAAGGGAAUGCUCUAUGUCUUGAAUGGGUGUAAGAAGCUUCGCAAGCUAGAAAUCAGGGACAGCCCCUUUGGUGACACCGCACUUCUAAUGGACGUGGGAAAGUAUGAGACAAUGCGAUCCCUUUGGAUGUCGUCCUGUGAAGUUACCCUUGGAGGCUGCAAGACACUUGCGAAGAAUAGGCCAAUGCUCAAUGUGGAGAUCAUAAACGAAGAUGAUCAGAUUGAUUUUAGCUCUGAUGAUAGACAAAAAGUAGGGAAGAUGUACUUGUAUCGAACAUUGGUCGGGCCAAGGAAAGAUGCACCAGAGUUUGUGUGGACUUUGUAAGUUCGACCUCAAUGCAUCUGUGUAGGUCGGCCAAUUGUUUCCUUGUUCUUCAGUAGUUUUACUUUUCUUAGGCCAGCUCAUUUUUAUGGAUUUAGUUGUAUGCACUCUUUUGUUUAAUUUAUGAGAGAUUUGCUACUUGUAAU
Pistacia vera is the source of this 2501-nucleotide messenger RNA. Its product is annotated as protein AUXIN SIGNALING F-BOX 2-like. Gene Ontology annotation, biological process: SCF-dependent proteasomal ubiquitin-dependent protein catabolic process. Lineage: Eukaryota; Viridiplantae; Streptophyta; Magnoliopsida; Sapindales; Anacardiaceae. Gene Ontology annotation, molecular function: protein binding. The transcript has 3 exons. The coding region runs from base 640 to 2358 and encodes 572 amino acids. The record is from RefSeq and is a predicted model, not a curated record. Gene Ontology annotation, cellular component: SCF ubiquitin ligase complex.